Messenger RNA from Vitrella brassicaformis, 1338 nucleotides. Lineage: Eukaryota; Vitrellaceae. The record is from the annotation of a GenBank genome assembly.
AUGCCUUGCAGAAGAAGCAGGACCAGGUGGGAAGUGCGUCCAUCUCAUCUAGCACAGCACAUGUGCAUCCACCUCUGUCUCGACACACCACACCCCUUUCUCUCUUGCAGACGACGCAGGAGAAGAAAAAGGCUGAGCAGGACUUUGACAGACGCAUGCAGGUGGGCUGGCAGAAACGAGGGAGGGAGGGAGGAGCGAGAGGAGGGGAUACACAGAAACACAGAUGACCAUCCGUGAGUCCUUUGGCUGAAUGGCUGGCUUCUCAGACAAAGUCGAUGGUGCUCAAGGACGACGACGAAGAGGACGACUAACGACUACGAAGAUACUACGGAGGUAGGCGGAUAGACCCCCCAACACACACGCACACACGUGAAUUGUAUCGACGAACCACAACACACACACCUUGUCUCCCUCUGUGGUGUCUGUGUGUGUGUGUGUGUGCGUGUGCGUGUGUGUGUUAGGUACAUCCGUGACGUCUGAUACACACCGAAUCAGACACAUACGGCAGCUGCUGUGGCCUGUACAGGGUGGCGAGGAUAUGCGUGUGACUGAGGACGACUACCAGAAAUCUCCCAAGACGAUCGUACCCGGUAGGCAGCGACUGCACCACACUCACACACACGAGGGGGGCCCCACACACGCCAACACGAUUGAGUGGCUGCACUGUCGCGUGUGCCAGGGCUCGGGUAGAUGAUGGGCAAGAUGAGCAGUUUCUUCACCGGUGGCGGCGGCGGCGCUGCUGACAGUAGCGGGCAGAAGAAGCCCGUGGGACGUGACGCCCUGGGUACACACACGUAAACCACACCACAAGGAAGGCCUGCAUCUGUCUGUGUUUCAGGGCGUGUGGUUAAGGAGCAGGAGGAGGUCGACCAAGCUGCGAAGAAACACACAAAGCACACGACGGGAGGACUAGUAAACACCUCCAAGCACCAAACACGCCCAGACAAACAAACAAACAAACAUCCGCGCUUCAAGAAACGCGUCGCUGUCGUGUUUUGUUGAUGUCAGCUUGGCAUCCCGCUCUCCUUCCCGCCCAUCAAGACGCAGGGCAAGAGUAUGCAAAGACACACAAAGACAGACAGACAGAUGCACCCUCAUGUCGCUGUGUGUGUGUCUUGUCAGAACCGGCUCCUCCUCCGAAGCCCAAGGUAGCCAGCCCCCACACAACAAACACACCAGUGAGCGUGUGUGUUGUCUUUCUGCGUCGGCUGCGUGUACGUACGUAUUGUGCAGGUGGUCCGACAGCCGGAGUUGAAGGUGGGGCGGGAGAUCCACACCACGUGGUCGGACGAUCCGGCCCCCAGGCCCUACACCUCCGUCCUGCCCAGGUCGGAGUAG